UUCCCUAAAAACAGAGUAAUGACUUCCCAAUUCCCUAAAAACAGCCCUUACACCAUACUAUAUGAAGUACUUCUAUGUGACUGUGACUCAAAAUAAGAAUUUGGACGGUGGAGUUGGGUUGAAGACUGAAUGGAGAAUGUUCAGAGCGCAUUCAGUAAGAUUUCGAAACAUGCAGAAUCAACUCAUCCUCUAAAUUCUUCUACAUCUUUAAGUAUUCUGAACAAGCUCACACCUGAGAAGUAUGAUCUUCUCCAAGCUCAGCUAAUUGCUUCUGAUAUCACAUCAGCUGAAGAUCUAAUUGCUGUUGUUUCAUGGAUACAUGAUAAAGCUGUUUCUCUCGGGCCUACAUUUUGUCCCAUGUACGCGCAGUUAUGUUCUGAUCUGAAUGAGAAGCUUCCUCCAUAUCCACCAGAGAAAGCUGGUGGAAAAGAAAUUACCUUUAAGCGUGUUCUCUUGAACAUAUGUCAAGAGACAUUUGAAGGUGCUGACAAUCUGAGAGCUGAAUUAAGGCAGAUGACAAGCCCUGAGCAAGAAGCUGAACGUCGAGAUAAAGAAAGAAUGCUUAAACUUCGUACUCUUGGGAACAUCCGCCUUAUUGGUGAACUUCUCAAGCAGAAAAUGGUGCCUGAAAAUAUUGUGCAUCAUAUUGUACAGGAGCUAUUGGGUCCUGACAAUAAAAGUUGCCCAGAAGAGGAGAAUGUUGAGGCCAUAUGCCAAUUUUUCAGUACAAUUGGUAAGCAGCUUGAUGAAAAGCCAAAGUCCCAGCGUAUCAAUGAUGUUUAUAUGUGGCGCUUGAAGGAACUAAGCACACUUGAUCAACUUACCCCUCGUCUGCGUUUCAUGGUCCGCAAUAUCCUUGAUCUGCGAACAAACAACUGGGUUCCUGGGCGUGAAGAGAUCAAAGCGAAAACCAAUACUGAAAUCCACUCUGACGCAGAGAGGAACAUGGGCCUGCGUCUUGGGGGUACUGCAAGCAUGAGGAACCCUCGUGGUAAACUCCCUGCUCAAGGAAACAUGAGCCAGAGAGGAUUUAAUCGCCCAAGUGCUGGGGGUAUGAUUCCCGGGAUGACGCUUCCAUACAUGAGGUCAAUGCAAAGAGGAGUCGAUGUGAAUGUUGCUUCUCAAGGAGGACGCUUUCAGUCAUCAGUGAUUGGCAGACCAACAUCGUUGAAUUCUAGGCUCUUACCUCAGGGUAGUGGUGGUAUCAUUAGUGGGCCAACUGCUUGUCAACCAAGCCAAAGUUCGAGUAUGGAGUCGCUAAGCCAAAUGCCCAAGGCUAAUCCCUCCCCACCUCAACCAAUAGCAUCCCAUGUUGAGAGACCUGCCCUUGCUCCGGAUACAACUACCAAUAUCAAACCCGAGGAGCUUAAGAGGAAGACAACAUCUCUUGUUGAGGAAUACUUCGAUGUUGGGCAGUUGGAUGAGGCAUUAAUAUGUGUUGAGGAGCUCAAGUCACCAUCUUAUUACAGUGAGAUUGUGAGGGAAGCAAUUAACUUGGGAUUAGAAAAGAAUCCACCUUGUGUUGAGCAGGUUGCCAAGCUUUUGGAGUACUUGUUUGCUAAGAAAGUCUUAACGGCAACAGAUAUAAGUACUGGAUGCUUGCUCUAUGGUCAAAUGAUGGAUGAUAUAGCUAUUGACCUUCCCAAGGCUAAUAUGGAGAUCUUGGGUAAGCUGAUUUUGGAUGAGGCAUUGAACUUUAGUGUGGUGAAGGAAAUCCUGCAGAAGGUAGAAGAUGUAUACUCUCGGAAACCUAUAUUCGAUGCCACAGUGAGGGCGGUUGGACCAGGAGUUUUGGAAGCACAAACUGCUGAUGUUGAAGCAUGCAAGGCCCUUCUCUGAACUCCAGUGCUUAAAUUGGUCGGUCAUUCUCUUUUUCCCCUUUACAGUUAAACUAGUACUUGAAUUCCAUGUAGUGCACCACAUUUGUCCGAAGAUUCUCCCUAUGAUUAAAUUUUGCAUUGUAAUUUUACAAUUUCUCCUUGUUGAGGUGAGCA
Beta vulgaris subsp. vulgaris (sugar beet) is the source of this 1994-nucleotide messenger RNA. Its product is annotated as eukaryotic translation initiation factor. Gene Ontology annotation, cellular component: eukaryotic translation initiation factor 4F complex. The record is from RefSeq and is a predicted model, not a curated record. NCBI's taxonomy places the organism in Eukaryota, Viridiplantae, Streptophyta, Magnoliopsida, Caryophyllales, Amaranthaceae. Gene Ontology annotation, molecular function: protein binding; translation initiation factor activity; mRNA binding.